AGUGUAAAAAUGCAAUAUCUUAUCGCUGCUUUUGCAGUGUUUCAAUUGUCUCUUGGAGAUGAGUUCUCAACAUCCGCUCUGACUUCACCAUAUCUGAAAAUGAAUGGAUCUCUCAUCACAAGGGUCCGUUCAAAAAGACAAUGUUGUGCAAUGUGCCCUUCAGGUAACUGUGGAUGCGGUUCGUGCAGCGGAUUCGUCACUUGUCCCGAUCGGUGUCAACCAAUGUGCACGCAAGCUUGUGUUAUGGCUAAGACCUCAGUUUGUGUGGAUCAAUGUAUGCCAAAAUGCGAUUCAGCAUGUAUAAAUUUAGUUAGAUCGGGACCAUCUUGUGACCAGCAGUGUAUGCCAUUAUGUCUCCCAGCUUGUAUUAACGCCAUCCAAGGACCGACGGAGUGUGCUCCACAGUGCAUGCCAUCAUGCUCAUCAAAUUGUAUUCAGCAAGUAUUCCCGAGCUGUCCUCAACAAUGUCAACCGGUGUGCACUCCACAAUGUAUCCAGUCAAUCCAAGUAGCAAUUCAACGUCCAACUUGUGCUUCAUCGUGCAUGCCUUCCUGCUCCCAAUCAUGCAUCCAGAAAUACGAAAUUACCGUCGAGCAAGAGACUUGUGUUCCAGCAUGUAUGCCAGCAUGCUCAUCGGCUUGCGUUCAAGCAGUCACAUGCAGUACCUGUACCAAUAAUUGCCCAUCUAUCUGCUCGCAAGCGAACUGCAUUCCACAGUGUAUGCCAAGAUGCCUCCCAACCUGCAUUCAACAGAUUCAAAUAUCGGUUCCCCUACCACCCCCGGCCCCAAGAUGUGACUCAAUGUGUAUGCCAUCAUGCUCCCCAUCUUGUGUACAGCAAUAUUCAUUGUGCCCCCAACAGUGUAGACCAAUGUGUACAAAUGCGUGUGUCACCAAUCUUCAGGUAUCCCGACCAGUGUCUCAGUGUCUUCCAGCAUGUAUGCCAUCUUGCACGUCUUCCUGUGUCCAAUCAAUGUGUCCACAGCAAUGCUAUCCGAGUUGUGACAUGAACUGCAUUCAGCAAUACGCCGUUCAAAUGGCUCCAACGCCAUGUGCAGCUCAGUGUAUGCCUCUAUGCGAGAGUAGCUGCAUUGCUAGGCUGUCAUGCGUCCAAACCUGUAUGCCUGCUUGUAGUCCAACAUGUGUUCAGAAUUAUGCGGCUGGCCCGAUUCAAUGUGCACCGGCUUGUAUGCCGCUGUGCCAGCCGACUUGUGUACAACAGCAUGCCGAAGUAGUUGUAGCUUGCGGAGUUCCUUGCCAAUGCCAGCCAGGAUAUGUGCAAUGCUCACAAAACCUCUGCUGUUUGAAGUACAAGAAUAUGGCUGCAAAGUUUCGCAAGUUGAGUGGCUCGACGACAAACUCUAACAAUAAUGGCAAUAACGGUCACAACAACGGUCCAAAUAACAACAACGACGAGGAUGAUGAAGAUAAUAAUAGUGCUGGCGGCAGUUACACAGAGCCAAUGAGAGACUCACCAAAGACCUCAAAGUCAAACUCGACUAGUUCGGAAGAGAAAAACAGCGGAAAAACAUUGUCUGCAUUCUCUGACACUCAAAUGGACGGCGACUCGUACGCAAAGGCUUAGAGGAGGGGCGGAAAUGUUUCCAUUUAUAAUUUAUACUGAUUGGUUUUUCUUAUGUACGUAUAUCAAAAAGCAAUCAAUCGUGCUGGUAGUUAGAGACUAUUUGAAUAAUAAGAUUAAAACUAAAUAAAUAUUCAUUUUUUUAA
Messenger RNA from Caenorhabditis elegans, 1727 nucleotides. RefSeq names its product Activated in Blocked Unfolded protein response (gene idpp-5). The record is from RefSeq and is marked reviewed. The coding region runs from base 10 to 1584 and encodes 524 amino acids. Lineage: Eukaryota; Metazoa; Nematoda; Chromadorea; Rhabditida; Rhabditidae. The transcript is spliced from 13 exons.